AUAAACAGGCGGAGACACUGCUGGAGGAGAUUGCUUAUGACUGAAUGCCUGAAGACAUUUAAAGACGCCUGAAAAACAGAAAAUGGAACAGUACAUAACAUACGACUAUAACAGCACAAAUGAAAUGAUUUCGGACACAACUGACUAUGAAACUGAUCCAAGCGGAUUAUGUGUCAAAGAACUGGUGCGACAGUUUAGCAAGUCCUUCGAGCCGCCUCUUUACUGGAUCAUCUUCGUCGUGGGCGCUCUGGGGAACCUGCUGGUCGUCUGCAUCUUCACAACUGUGCGAAACCGCCUCAAGACCAUGACCGAUGUCUACCUUCUGAACCUGGCAGUGGCAGAUCUUCUCUUCCUUGGCACAUUGCCCUUCUGGGCUACGAAUGCUUCCCAGGGCUGGGUGUUUAGUGAUGUCAUCUGCAAGGGAGUUUCUGCGGUCUAUAAGAUCAACUUUUUCGCCAGCAUGCUUUUACUCACCUGUAUUAGCGUGGACCGCUACAUCGCCAUAGUUCACGUAACAGAAGCUCACAAUUACAAAAACAAACGCAUGUUUUUCAGUAAGAUAACCUGCGUUUUUGUGUGGUUUUCCUCUUGCCUCUUAGCCGUACCGGAAUUUCUCUUUGCGAAAGUGAAAACCGCAACAAUGCAGUGUGUGUUGGUGUACUCGAUUUCAGACGAUAACCGUACCAAAGUCCAGGUGUUAUCGCUACAGAUCUGCGUCGGGUUCCUGUUACCCCUGCUGGUCAUAGUGAUAUGCUACUCAGUUAUUAUUCGUAAACUGAUGCAGGCUCGAAACUUUGAAAAGCACAAGGCUCUUAAGGUCAUCUUUGCGGUCGUGGCGGCAUUUGUUCUGUCCCAGUUGCCAUUUAAUGGGUAUCUGAUCCUAGAGGCGGUUCAGGCUAACAACGCCUCAAUAACAGAGUGUGACAUCUCGAUAAGGUUAGAUAUGGCUGGGCAAAUCGUCAAAUGUCUGGCAUACACACACUGUUGUCUGAAUCCCAUUUUGUAUGUCUUUGUUGGAGUUCGCUUCCGCAGGGAUCUCUUGAAUCUUCUUCAGCGUUUCUCCUCCUGCCUGGGACUCCUCGAAAACAACAAAAUGCAGCAAGUUCCCAAGAGGCCCUCUGUUAUGUCAGACACUGACACAACACCAGUUUUUUCUUUAUAAACCAGCCCACUAUAUUGUACUAUAUUACUAUAAAAUCUGAUGUUUUCUAAUUGUCCUAAUAACAGUUUUAAAUCAUAAACUUUUUUGAACACUCUGCUGAACUUUGCUAAAGUUUUUAUAAAGUUUAUUAAGGUUGUUUGUUAAAAUUGUGUAUAUUCAGGUCCAAUAUUUUGAGAAGUGUGUUUUGUAGCCUUUAUAAGUUUUUUGUGCCUUUUGUCUACCAGAAACAUUGUAAGGAAACUGUAAAUAUGUAUUAAGCCAAUGUAGCAUAUAGUGUGUGAUAU
Triplophysa dalaica is the source of this 1446-nucleotide messenger RNA. RefSeq names its product chemokine (C-C motif) receptor 9b (gene ccr9b). Gene Ontology annotation, biological process: G protein-coupled receptor signaling pathway; immune response; chemotaxis. The record is from RefSeq and is a predicted model, not a curated record. Lineage: Eukaryota; Metazoa; Chordata; Actinopteri; Cypriniformes; Nemacheilidae. Bases 83 to 1162 code for a protein of 359 amino acids. Gene Ontology annotation, molecular function: chemokine receptor activity. The transcript has 3 exons. Gene Ontology annotation, cellular component: membrane.